UUGUGGUGAAGAAAAAAAUAUGACCAAAUCCGAACUUGUAUUCAUUCCAUGUCCUGCGCUAAGCCACCUCAUCCCCACCGUAGAGACGGCCAAGCUCCUCCUCCUCCGCGACAGCCGCCUUGCCGCCACCAUACUCCUCCCCCCUCCCAUCUUCAUAAUCGACGCCAUUGCUGAAACCUACGUAGAAACCACCUCUUUAAACCCUACGUUUUCCUCACGACUUAAAUUCAUCCACCUCCCUCCCAUUCAACACUCAAACAAACAUUUCUUCGAGCAUUACAACGUCCAAAUCCCCAACGUCCGGCAAGAAAUCUCCAACCUCCUCUCAAAGGAGCAAAAUCCCCGCCUCGCCGCUAUCGUGCUCGACGUUUUCUGCAUAGGGCUCGUCUCCGUCGCCGCCGAAUUCGGCCUGCCGGCGUACCUUUUCUUCACCGGCGGUGCCACCUGCCUCGGCAUUUACCAACACCUCGUCUCGCUGAGAUUCGACCAUAACGAAGAUGUCACGAGGUACAAAAACGCGGAGGUAGACUUGCCGGUGCCCUGCUUUUCUCUCCCAGUUCCGGCAAAAGUCUUGCCGGCGGUGACGGUGGAUGAGACCUUCUCCCCAGAGAUCUUCUUGAGCCAUUUCAAGAUGUUUUCUGAGGUAAAUGGUGUUUUGAUCAAUACGUUUUACGACAUGGAACCAUACGCAGUUGAGUCGCUCUUGACCGAUGAUAAGACACCGGGGAUUUAUCCGAUCGGACCGGUUUUGAAGGUGGAAAGCAAAUGGUUUGACGAAGACGACGAUGUGAAGAAAUGGCUUGACGAUCAGCCGGAAAAUUCAGUUGUUUUCUUGUGUUUCGGAAGCCUCGGUAUAUUUGGUGAAGAACAGGUGAGGGAAAUCGCCAAGGGUUUGGAGAAUAGUGGGAGUCGUUUCUUGUGGUCGUUGAGGAAGAGUCACAAUCCCAAGUUAGAGAGAGAAACAUCCGAAUAUUUCGAGGGUUUCUCGGAGAGGACUAAAGGGUUUGGGAGAGUGAUGGGGUGGGCCCCGCAGGCAGCUGUGCUGGCGCAUCCUGCGGUGGGAGGGUUUGUAUCGCACUGUGGGUGGAACUCGACUCUCGAGAGCGUGUGGUUUGGAGUGCCCAUGGCUACUUUCCCGAUGCAUGCGGAGCAGCAGCUGAAUGCAUUUUAUCUGGUCAAGGAGAUGGGGAUGGCGGAGGCGAUUACGUUGGAUUAUCAGACGGAUUUCACGGGAGAGAAGCCGCCCGAGAGUGUGGGGUGGGAGGUGAUCGCGGGGGGGAUAAGGCGGCUGAUGGCGGAGGAGGGAGGGAGUGGGGUGAGGAGGAAGGUGGAGGAGAUGGGGAAGAAGGCAAGGGAAGCUUUGGUGGAAGGUGGAUCAUCUUACAAUGCUCUAAUUCAUUUUAUUGAGGAUGUUAUGACUAGGACUGGCUAAAUAUACCGUAAUACCGAAAUAUCGCAUUUAUCGUAUUGAAAAAAUACCAAAAAUACCGAAUUUGCGGUAUACCGCAAGUUGCGGUACGGUAUGAUACUGUACCAAUAGAUUUCGGUACGAUAAAGGUAUAGAUUUUCCUUUACCGCGGUAUACUGUAAUAUACCGCAUUUACGAUAUUUACCAAAAAUUUAUUA
Salvia hispanica is the source of this 1626-nucleotide messenger RNA. NCBI's taxonomy places the organism in Eukaryota, Viridiplantae, Streptophyta, Magnoliopsida, Lamiales, Lamiaceae. The record is from RefSeq and is a predicted model, not a curated record.